AUGAAUUAUACCCUGUGUAUGAGGUUUGAUAACUUGAGAAAAUUUUUACCCGAUGAAUUAAACAUAUCUACAAAGAAUGAUAUUAAUAGUUUAGGGAAUAUUAAGAAUUAUUGCUCUAAUGGAGAAUCAGGGGGAACAGGAUGUAAGACUAAUCUCGAUAAGAUAAAUGGUGCUUGCCUAUGGUUGUUCGACCAAUUGCUUGUGAAAAAUAAAAAAAAUAUCGACAUGGCUGAAUACAUUAUUAUAUGGUUAAGUUAUAUGCUAAAUCUAAAAAAAGAAAACGAAAUAACCAAAUUAAACGAUUUUUAUAGUAAGUAUAUAGAAAAUAAUAAGCAUUAUACUAAUUGUAAUAAUGAUCGUGGAGAUUGUAGUAAUUUAUUAAAAAAUAAUACAGGAUAUACAAAUUAUAAGGAAAUCAUAGAUAAAAAAAAGGAAUUGCUGAGUAUUAAUUCUGGGGAUAUGUCUAAAUUUUAUGAUGCAUUUAAAUCAUUAUGCAAUAUGUAUACUGAACUUGUUGCAGGAAACUCAAAAUGUGAGAAAUGUUUAGAAAAUGCUAAAAAAUUUGUUAAAACGUAUGAUGAACUUAACAAAAAUCCUAAUAUUACUAAAGAUAGUCCCUAUUAUCAAGUAUUGUCUACAUUAUCAAAUGAUUAUCAUAAUUUUAAAAAUUAUUGUAAUGAUAAUAGCGUUGAUUGUAACGAUAUUCCAUCCCUUUCACCGAUAAACACAACAAAAAAUAGUAUACAAAGUUCUGCACAUAAUGGACAAAGUUUUGAGAAAAUUUCUGAAGUUACAUCAUCAAGUUCGUCGAUAACAAACAAAUUAAUUCCAGUUUUAUCGAUAAUUAUUGCAAUGCCAAUAUUCUUGGGAAUUUUUUAUAAGUAUUCGUUAUUUGGAUUUCGUAAACGAUUUCAAAAACAAAAAUUAAGAGAAAAUAUAAAAAAAUAA
Plasmodium yoelii is the source of this 948-nucleotide messenger RNA. Its product is annotated as PIR protein. The record is from RefSeq and is a predicted model, not a curated record. The coding region runs from base 1 to 948 and encodes 315 amino acids. The transcript is spliced from 3 exons. NCBI's taxonomy places the organism in Eukaryota, Apicomplexa, Aconoidasida, Haemosporida, Plasmodiidae.